Aspergillus chevalieri is the source of this 402-nucleotide messenger RNA. RefSeq lists its product as uncharacterized. Lineage: Eukaryota; Fungi; Ascomycota; Eurotiomycetes; Eurotiales; Aspergillaceae. The transcript is spliced from 3 exons. Bases 1 to 402 code for a protein of 133 amino acids. The record is from RefSeq and is a predicted model, not a curated record.
AUGGCACCAAGUCCGCUUCAACAGGCUGUCAUUAAUUUCGUUUUCCGCUUCAUCCUACGCGCCCAACGAACGGGCUCCUUCACAAAACGCGAGGCUGACCUGCCUACGGUGAUUUUUGAAGUUACGCUGUCUGAGAGUCGCGAGGAUCUGUAUUUAUAUGAUGAUGAUGAUGAUGAUGAUGAUGAUGAUGAGAUUAUCGCACAAACUUUCCAAGAUGAUGAGAUGGUCUAUGCGGACGUGGCCGCCAGCAUUCUGUUGGACGACUGGGUAGGGCCCGUCACAGCCGCUUUCGAAGUAUGGAAAAAUGGAGGCCACGGACAACCCCGUCUCCGACAUGGUCCAACUUCAAUCGAACCGGCCGAAGACAACCCUACGAACCCGGUCAUCAGUUCACGGAUAUAG